GCUAGGCAGGAAGAAAGAAAAGGCGCGCACUGUCUUGGCUCUGGGAACAGUGACAGGUGUGAAGCGUUUCUCUCUCCCUCCGCGUGCCUUCGCACUGAGUAACUUGGGCUCCGCUGCACCUGUGUGGCUUCUUAUCCCCGGCGCAGAGCGCAUUCUUCAGCCCAGGCCAGCCAAGUCAAGAUGGUCCUCGAAGGGAAGGCGAGCAGCCUCUCCGAGGCCACUCUGAGAAGCAAGAAGAGUCGCCUUAAGAAAAGCGCCAGCGCGGCAGCGGCGGACGAGUGGGAGCUGGAGAAGACAGACGAGGGGCCCCUGCCCUCGCCCUCGCAGCCCAAAGGGGAUGGCGGCGGCGGCCGCUUGGCCUUCUUCAUGGGCAGAGGCUAUCCGCAGAAGAAUGCGGAGAUCCUGAGCAGUCAGUAUGGCCUGCAGCUCUUCCUGGCGGGGCUCCUGUUGAUGUUCUCUUGGGCGGUGCACGCGGUGGGCAUCACCAAAAGCGCAGUCCUUUCUUACCUCAUCACCCUCAUGCUGCUCCAGAUCUUGUGGAUGGCAUGGUACAUCUGCCGCCUUAACGCGCAGAAGAGGCUUAUCCAGGAUAAAGAUACGCACGCCGGCGCGCGGUGGCUGAAGUGUGGGAUUACUCUGUUUGCAGUUAUUACUCUAAUUAUGGACUCCUUUAAAAUUGGAUACUUCGUUGGAUAUUCAGAUUGCUUAUCAGUCACAGAAGGCAUUUUUCCUGUCACACAUGCAGCACAUACACUUUUGCAGGUGUAUUUUUUAUGGUGCCAUGCAAAAGAUAUUAUACAGUCCUUCAAAACAUUGGAAAGGUUUGGAGUCAUCCAUUCAGUAUUUACAAAUUUGCUUUUGUGGACAAAUGGUGUGCUAACAGAAUCAAAGCAUCAACUUAAUGAGCACAAGGAAAGACUAAUCACUCUUGGCUUUGUAAAUAUUUCAAUAGAACUGGAUGAUCAUGCACCACAUUGUAACUGUACCACAGCAAACCUCUGCUCUGUAUUCUCCCAAGGGACAUAUUACCUGUAUCCCUUCAACAUUGAGUAUCAUAUAUUAGCAUCCACAAUGCUGUAUGUACUAUGGAAGAAUAUUGGGCGCAAAAUUGAACACCUUCAGCAACACAAGACAUCUUUCAAAUUUCAAGGCAAAACUGUGGGCACUGUUUUAGGACUGGUUGUGUUUAUUACAACAAUAGCAAUUGUUGUUGUAUAUUUGAUUCAGAUUGGGCGUUCAAAAAUAAAGAGUGAAUUAGCACUUAUUAUGUUUUACUUGUAUGCUAUUGUGGUAUUGGCACUCAUGUGUGCAGCUGGAAUUGUUGCCCUUCUGAUUUAUAGACUUGAAGAAAGGUCAUUGGAUGUUUCUAAAAACCCAGCCAGGAAACUUGAUGCUGACCUACUGGUUGGAACUGCCUCAGGAUCCUGGUUCCUUUCUUGGGGUUCCAUUCUUGCAAUUAUCUGCGCCCAGAUCCAUCCAACAUACUCAUGGUACAAUCUUCCCUACUCUAUACUUGUUAUAAUUGAGAAAUCUGUUCAGAACCUCUUUAUAAUUGAAUCUAUACAUCGUGAAGAUAAGGUUAAUGAUGAAAUUAAAACUCUUCGAAUACUAACUGUGUCCAAUGGAAGCACUCUUUCUCCUGUACCUUCCUACAAAGAAAUAUUUAAUGGGACAAAUGGCAUUGACAAUGGAGAAUUACCAUACGUAUUCAAUGGAAAUAUUUGUCUUCCUGAGAGCAAUGGAAAUGGCACACUGGAUGAAGAGAAGAGUCAAGCCAACAACACAGUCACUCCUUCCACCUCUGAUUUCUCACUUUAUGGUAGAAAUAUGGCUGUCAACAAGAGAAGCAUCCUCAAAAACAUAGCUGCAUUUUUGUUCUUGUGUAAUCUCUCGCUUUGGAUUCCACCUGCUUUUGGCUGCCGUCCUGAAUAUGAUAAUGGAUUGGAAGAAAUGGUUUUUGGGUUUGAACCCUGGAUCAUAGUUGUUAACCUUGCAAUGCCUUUUUCCAUUUUCUAUCGGAUGCAUUCUGCAGCCUCCCUUUUUGAGGUCAGUUGUAAAACAUGAACUUCAUAAACAAAAUAUGUGACUGAGGGGGUGAAUGAGAAGACAAAGACACCAUCAGAUGACUGGCCAAAACCAAGUGUGCAAUUAUUUGAAUGAACAGGCAAUGAAAAAGAUACAGAAAUGUAUCAAAUGCAACAUUUCAUACCUCAUCAUUCCCUCUUCCCCAAUAGUUGAAGUAAAAUAGUGGAAGUACAUUGUUCCUGGUUUUAUAUAGCUAACUUAAUGAAAAUAUGUCUGAACCUUCCUUUGUAUAACAAUUCUGAAGCUAGCUCACUGCUGGAAAAUGAAAUAUGUUUGCAGUACAAUUUUAUACUGAUGUAAUUUUCCUCUGAGAGACUUGUAACAUAACAUGAAGAAAAAAAGGGCAUUAUAAACCACAUUUAAGUUCCUUUGGUUGCAGCAGGAGAGAGUUAAACACAUAAUCAGUGGACUUAAAAGUGGCUGGAUCAUACCCAUAACCUAAAUGUUUGUUGAAUAAACAUUUUAUUUAAUGUUUCAUAUAUAGAAAAGCAGUGUUAUGUCAAUAUUUCACAAGACAGACACAACUAGAUAUUAGAUGUCACACUAUACUUACUAUGACAAACACACAUUCAUGACAUGAUUUUUUGUACAUAUGUAUUUUUGUAUUUGCUUAUGAAAAGAUUAAAUAAUAAAGCUAAUUUCUUUAAUCACUGAGACUUGCAUUUUCUGAUCCAGUCAAAGUUAAAGAUUUUAAAGUCCCACUGAUUUCACUGGGAGAGAUUUAAGCAUGUACUGAAGCUAUUAAAACUCAAGUCUCUCCCAUUGAAAUCAAUUGGAAUUUAAAGUGGGUCAGGUCAUGCUCACUGUAUCAUAAUGUUUGCUUUUCUUCCAAUAGAGAAAUAGAUUUUAUACAUGUUUACAAAAGGUUAUUUUGUGGCAAUUUGGUCAUCUUAAGGUCAAAGUUUUUCUUUAAUUUUUCUCUAGGUGCACUUCCUUUCUGUAAAAUCAAAUAUUCUCUUGAAUGAAUUGUGCAUUUUUAGGUAGCAAUUGUAAUUGCUUGUAAAUAAGCCACUUACAUAUUUCCAGCG
Molecule: messenger RNA, 3113 nt
Organism: Hemicordylus capensis (graceful crag lizard)
Lineage: Eukaryota; Metazoa; Chordata; Lepidosauria; Squamata; Cordylidae
Gene: OTOP1
Product: otopetrin 1
Exons: 6
Coding region: 181-2064 (627 amino acids)
Biological process (GO): proton transmembrane transport; inner ear morphogenesis
Cellular component (GO): membrane
Molecular function (GO): proton channel activity
Source: RefSeq, a predicted model, not a curated record